UGCGUUCCUUAUUCUAGGGUUUGGGCGAAAGCAAAAGAUCGGCUUAUCGGCGUGGGCGGCGAUGCUCGGGGAUCGAUCGACCGCGACGGCGCCCGCGCUGUGCUAGGUCGGCCGCGGCGCUGCUGCGAUUCCAAUGAGGUAACAAAAUCCGCGGCCUCCUCUUGUGUGGUGCCUUUUCUUUCCCCGAUUUCGCGAGAAUCGGAGCUCCGGCCAUGCUUAAGAGGGAGAGUGGUGUCUUGCUUGAUGCAGCCGAUAGGGCAAAGAUAGGCGGCGGUGGUGGGCGGAGGGUGAGUCCUAUGGAGAGGCGAGGAAGUGAGAGUAAGGCCGCCGCCGCUCCUCUUGCUCCUCCUUCCCGCGUCAAUGUGUUCGAGCGCCUCAAGGCUCUGGAUAGGGAGAGAGAGAAUCGAGAGGAGAGGGAGAGAGAGAGAGGGAGGCUCGAGAACGAGCAAGACCAUGAACUUGUUACCCAGUAUAAGGCAGCUCUUGGCGAGCUCACUUUCAAUUCCAAGCCGAUUAUUACUAACUUGACCAUCAUUGCUGGGGAAAACUUACAUGCUGCUCGAGGCAUAGCCAACGCGAUCUGUUCUCACAUCAUGGAGGUGGCCAAGGAGCAAAAGCUGCCUGCGUUGUAUCUCCUGGAUAGCAUUGUGAAGAACAUCGGACGUGACUACGUGCAGUACUUUGGCGAGCGCCUAGCGGAGGUCUUUUGCAAGUGCUACAGGCAAGUCGACCCGACGACUUACCCUGCAAUGCAGCAUCUCUUCAAGACUUGGCGUGGUGUUUUCGGGCAAGCUCCUUUGCGAGCAAUAGAAGUUGAACUGCAUUUUUCUACAAUAAAUGGACCUUCUUUAAGAUCUGUAGAAUCGGUACCUCCUCGUACUGGGCAUGGGAUUCAUGUAAAUCCCAAGUACAUCCUCGAAGCUCAAAAACAGCUCCAACAAUCUAACAAGGAGGUUCCAAGAAAUGGCGACACUGGAUUCCAGAAGCGGUGGCCCGAGAAGAAUAGCAAGGGCGGCUCCUUGCCUUCACACGCGACUUCCAAGACAACAACAGGUUUGUGGAAGACCUCUGACAGAGGGGAUGGAGGCUCAAACGACGAAGUCCGGAAGGCUGCUGUUUCCUCGCGUUUAACAGGCCGUGGACAGAACAAAAACAAGCGCUCGCUGGCCGAUACGGGUUUUUCCGAUACACCAGGAACCGAAAGACACGUGCAGUCACCACGGAGGGAGGUUGACGGACGACACUUCAAGGCUAAGGACGUCCUUGAUCCAGCACCGCCACCACCACCACCACCGCCACCUUUGGCUCAGCUGCAGCAGAAUCCUCCACUCCCACCACAGUUUUCAGCUCUUCGACCACCUAAUAAUCAGUUCCAACAUCCUCCCAUGAUGUCCCACUCGCUGCUGCCUCCAGCGGGGCCUCCCCUUCAUCCGUUUGGCAUGCCCGUCUCGGAACCCUUACCAGUUUCUAAUACUUCUAGCCUGUUGUCCGCACUGUUCAAGACCGGUUUUAUUCCUCCUGAGCCAGAGUCCCAACUUCAGCCUGAGGCUCUACUACCGCCGCCGCCACCUCCACCUCCACUUCAAUUUCCUCCUCCACUACCAAUGUUUCCGGCUCCUGCACCACCGCUUGGGCCAUCCGGUUCUGGACCUGGACCUGAUGGAGGACUCGGGAAUCUCUUGUCAUCGCUCAUCACACAAGGCCUCAUAUCGGCGAACAACACAGAUGUUACAGGACUGGGAGUGGAGUUCCGCCAGGAAAUUCUCAGGGAGCGACAUGACAUCGUGAUCAACUUGCUCUACUCGGACUUCCCGAGGCAAUGCAAGACGUGCGGGCUUAGAUUUAAGGGACAGGACGAGCACAGCAGGCAUAUGGACUGGCAUGUAACUCGGAACAGGAGGCAAAAGUCGCAGAAGAAGUCCUCGAGAAGGUGGUUUGUGGGACUCAAGGAGUGGAUUGGCGGCGUCAGUGCUACCGAGUGUGAAGCUAGCACGCCGCCGUUGUUCGCCGAGGAGGCGGAGGUUCGCAAGGUGGAGGAGGACCAAAACUUCGCAGUCCCGGCAGACGAGAACCAGAGCUCGUGUGCUCUGUGCGGGGAGCCAUUCGAGGAUUUCUACAGCGACGAGACGGACGAGUGGAUGUACAGGGGAGCAGUGUAUAUGAACGUCCCUCCGGGAACUUCGACCGAGGGGAUGGAUAGGACGCUUUUGGGACCGAUCGUUCAUGCCAAGUGUAGGACGGAGAAUGCUGCAGCAGCUGCUGCGGCUGCUGCUUCCUCCGGCCUUUGACAAUCGAAAGGCCGGGGAGUUUCUUAUUGGGAUCGGGGAGAGGCCGGAGAGGAGAAAUCCGUAACACAGGUGGGCUGGGUCGAUUUGUAGAAACAACUGAGUAACAUUUUUGGCUGUACAAGAGUGUAAAAUGAGAGGACGAAAGAAAGAAUUGAUGUUUAAUCGCCGGAAACAGCACAAAGUAGCUCUGUGUGGUUUCUUUCUAACGAUCUUUGCUACUGGCUGGCCCCUCUCGCUAGAUCUCUCUAAAGGUUCUACAUGUUUUCUUUUCCUUGUUUAUGGCAGAUGAUAAUCAAUAAACUAAGUGUUGAAAAGUU
This is a messenger RNA of Selaginella moellendorffii, 2605 nucleotides long. Its product is annotated as polyadenylation and cleavage factor homolog 4. Gene Ontology annotation, molecular function: RNA polymerase II complex binding; mRNA binding. Gene Ontology annotation, cellular component: cytoplasm; mRNA cleavage factor complex. Bases 213 to 2288 code for a protein of 691 amino acids. The record is from RefSeq and is a predicted model, not a curated record. Gene Ontology annotation, biological process: termination of RNA polymerase II transcription. The transcript has 6 exons. NCBI's taxonomy places the organism in Eukaryota, Viridiplantae, Streptophyta, Lycopodiopsida, Selaginellales, Selaginellaceae.